Nelumbo nucifera (sacred lotus) is the source of this 1070-nucleotide messenger RNA. RefSeq lists its product as uncharacterized. The record is from RefSeq and is a predicted model, not a curated record. Lineage: Eukaryota; Viridiplantae; Streptophyta; Magnoliopsida; Proteales; Nelumbonaceae.
CAACCACGGUCCAUUUUCUUUCUCUUCUGCUGCUGCCGUCUCCUCCCCUCGGGAGUUCUUCUCGUAUCUUCUAAACGUGUUCCAGAUCUACUCAAUCUUCUUAUAUCUUGUAUAGAGCCGCAGUUGUGUUGGGGGUCUAGCCAAAUUCCAACUGCCAGCACUUGUUUAAGGGAACAUUGAGGAGAUCACUCUGGAAGAACAAAGGUUAGUUUCUCUCAGGUGAUAAGGAAAGGCAAUGGUAAUCCAGUCUGGGGAUAAUGGAAAAGAGUGUUAGCAAUUCACAGCCCCAUGAAAAGAAACCUCCAGUGGGUUCCACAUCAGCCAAUGGAGAAAAGAAGCCCAUGGAGAAAGAUGUUAAUGCACCUGCAUUUAUCAACCAAGCUGCCAUAACUUGGCAUCAGAGGAGAACAGAGUGGAUAGGGGAUCAGUCUAAAAAGUCACAAAGAGUGCCAAAAGAUCCAGUUAUAAGCUGGUCUACAACUUAUGAUGAUCUACUCUCAACUAAUGAGCCUUUUCCCCAGCCAAUUCCAUUACCAGAGAUGGUAGAUUUUUUAGUUGAUAUCUGGAGUGAAGAAGGGCUCUAUGAUUAAGUCAUCGGAGGGAAUUUAUCUAGCAACAAUGUCACUGAAUUUCAUUUAAGGUGAUUGACUAGAUUUGGUAUACAAGCCCAGUUUAGCCCACAAACCAAGACAUACUGGUGUUAUAUAUCUGGUUUACUCGGUCACAAAAUUGAUGGCAGAACAGUUCCUUUCUUUGCUAAACUUAAAAGAGGAUUACAUUUGCAUCAUCUUUAUAGAUGGCAAACUGAUAGUCUAGGGCAGCCAUGUAGUAAGUUGAGAGAGGAUAUAGAUUAGCUUCAAUCCACAGCUAUACCGUGGUUUUUUUUUUUUUUUAAUUAUCACUAAUUCCUGAGCAUGAGUGGUUGUAGUUUAGUUAGGCAAUUUUUCACCAUGGUGCUUCCUUUGUGAAUGUUGGUUACAGCAUCAGUUAGACAAAUAGCCCAUGUUACCAUUAACCUAUAGUGGUUCUAAAUUAUUUGAUUUGUAUACUGAAUAUUCCAUUUAUACCUA